This is a messenger RNA of Pimephales promelas (fathead minnow), 1500 nucleotides long. Its product is annotated as small ribosomal subunit protein RACK1. Gene Ontology annotation, molecular function: translation regulator activity; protein binding; ribosome binding. The record is from RefSeq and is a predicted model, not a curated record. Lineage: Eukaryota; Metazoa; Chordata; Actinopteri; Cypriniformes; Leuciscidae.
GGCGUGGAGCCUGUCCUUUUCCUGUGCUGUUAACUUGAGUGAAGCGGCGUUUCAGUCCGUCCAACUCAAUCUACAGCCAUCGACCGGUACCGAGCGCCGAGAUGACCGAGCAGAUGACCGUGAGAGGGACCCUGAAGGGCCACAACGGCUGGGUGACCCAGAUCGCCACGACCCCGCAGUUUCCAGACAUGAUUCUGUCCGCGUCCCGAGAUAAGACCGUCAUCAUGUGGAAACUCACCCGUGAUGAGACCAACUACGGUAUUCCUCAGCGAGCCCUGCGCGGACACUCACACUUCGUGAGCGAUGUGGUCAUCUCAUCAGAUGGUCAGUUUGCGCUGUCCGGCUCUUGGGACGGGACGCUGCGUCUGUGGGACCUCACCACUGGAACCACGACCCGUCGUUUUGUGGGCCACACCAAAGAUGUGCUGAGCGUGGCGUUCUCCGCUGAUAACCGUCAGAUCGUGUCCGGCUCUCGGGACAAGACCAUCAAGCUGUGGAACACCCUGGGCGUCUGCAAGUACACCAUCCAGGACGAGAGUCACACCGAGUGGGUGUCCUGUGUCCGGUUCUCCCCGAACAGCAGUAACCCCAUUAUCGUCUCCUGCGGCUGGGACAAGAUGGUGAAGGUGUGGAAUCUGGCCAACUGCAAGCUGAAGACCAAUCACAUCGGUCACACAGGAUUCCUGAACACCGUCACGGUGUCCCCCGAUGGUUCCCUCUGUGCAUCUGGAGGAAAGGAUGGACAGGCCAUGCUUUGGGAUCUAAACGAAGGCAAGCAUCUCUACACGCUGGACGGUGGUGACGUGAUCAACGCUCUCUGCUUCAGUCCCAACAGAUACUGGCUGUGUGCUGCCACUGGGCCGAGCAUCAAGAUCUGGGAUUUGGAGGGAAAGAUCAUUGUGGAUGAACUCAGACAGGAAGUCAUCACCACUAACAGCAAGGCUGAGCCGCCCCAGUGCACAUCUUUGGCCUGGUCUGCUGAUGGACAGACUCUCUUUGCUGGAUACACAGACAACCUGAUCAGAGUUUGGCAGGUGACCGUCGGAACCCGAUAAAGAUGUCAAUUCCAAGAGCAGAAUACAACAUGGAAAACUUUGAUAACAAAUAAAUGAUGAAAUGAUGAAAGGGACCCUGUUCUUGUUUUUCUUUUGUGUUAAUACCGGCAGUUUGUUGUACUAAAUGAGUGCAAUUCAGCUGUUCUCUUUGUUAUAAUAAACAACAUUAUAUUACUCAUGAUUUCAUGCCAUAUUGAUCUACUUGAUGAGGCUGUUUUAUGAGGGACUUUUUGUUGAACAGUUUAAUUGGGUAAAAAGGAAAGGCUGGAUUCUGUUAAUACUUCAGCAACUAUAGGAUGCAUCUUGUUUAUGUUUGAAUGAGCAAAGCAUUGACAAUUUCAGAUACUUUCUGUCUGAUUGUUUCUUGCAUAAAUUGUUGCUGAUUUUUCUGAGUUAAAGAUAUAAGUGUUUUUGUUCAGUGCUAUAAAAUCACACCAUGACACAC